CUUGUAUGACAAGUUUUUUCUACAUCUCCAAGAUGGCAAGAGAAAAUAAAAACAAGAACUCUGUUCUUCAGUCAGAGGUGUCACACAGAUGCAGUCUGCUUUGUCUUGGUCGUCUGAACUUCCACCGUCAGGCUGUGGGAGAAAAGGUCCGCUUGAGUCAUGGAGGUCGACUCGCAGAGAAGACUGAGAACACCUUCAAGAAUGGGCUGGUGUUCAGCAACCGUCCAGUGAGAGUCCAGGAGAGGAUUCGUCUGAGAGUGGAGAGGGAUUCGAUCAACUGGCAGGGAGCUCUGCGUGUGGGCUUUACCACUGUGCCACCCUCAAGCAGAUCUCUGCCCCUGCCCUGCUUGGCCAUCCCCAACCUCACUGACAAACCUGGACACUGGGCUGUGCCUGUAAAUGAAUCCUACUGCCAAGCAGGUUCAGAGCUGGAGUUUUGGGUUUCUCAUGGUGGCAGCAUAUACGUAGCUGUCAGCAACAGGCAGCACAAGUGGCUGACAGGAGUGGACCUCAGCCAGCCGCUGUGGGCCAUGAUAGACAUUUACGGGAAGACGCGCUCCAUUUUACUCCAAGGCUCCAAAAAAACAAAGCUCCUUUGCACUAGAAGAUCCUGUCCUGCACCCGAACCGCUCAUCUCACCUGAUUCUUACAGUCACUUUGGUUCAGUUCCUGAUGUUUCAGACUUCAGACCUGAUGACUGCAUGUCCUGUCUUGACAUGGAAAUCCCAGCAGAUAACGUCUGUGUGGUGUGCAUGGUGAAGGAGGCCAGAAUCACACUGCCUUGUGGCCACCGGUGUUUAUGUAAACACUGUGACUCCAGAGUCUGUCAAGAGUUUGGCACCUGCCCGCUGUGUCGACACAAGAUCAGAGCUCCAUCAGUAAAGGAGAGGCGGUUUAUAGACGUCUAAGCUCUGACACACCAGCCAAGAAUCACCAAAUAUAAACUACCGACACACAGUGAAUGGCACUUAUUAUGAUGCUUUGUCAUGUUUGGCUUUUCUGUUUUGUUAAACAUGUAAAAAUUUCAGAGUGAUGAAAUGUCCUCAAAUUCAUGUAAAGAUGUCAAACUGGACUAUUUUUAUGUAAAUAUUGCAAUUAAGUCAGUAUGUGACGAGACAAAAUAUUGCACUAAGUGCAAAAUAUGUAUGUAUGUGAAUAUGUAAAAUAGCAUUAUAACAAAAAAUUUCUGUACAGUAUAUUUUAUA
Messenger RNA from Maylandia zebra (zebra mbuna), 1205 nucleotides. Its product is annotated as E3 ubiquitin-protein ligase NEURL3-like. NCBI's taxonomy places the organism in Eukaryota, Metazoa, Chordata, Actinopteri, Cichliformes, Cichlidae. Gene Ontology annotation, cellular component: early endosome. Gene Ontology annotation, molecular function: ubiquitin protein ligase activity. Gene Ontology annotation, biological process: ubiquitin-dependent endocytosis. The record is from RefSeq and is a predicted model, not a curated record.